AUCCUGCCAUCCCAUUAUGUCAACAGAUGGGGUUUCACUGCUGAAGCUAGCUCUCGCAGAGCCAUUGGAGGAGGCACCAGAAAUGACGGUGUAUUCAGCAACGUAGCUGCCAAACCAUCGCAAGGCGUACGUAUACAGGAAGGGGACAACGUAUAUCUCGUUCCAGAAGAAUCUUCCAAUACAGCUCCCCCCACUUAUGCAGCAGCUCAAGCUGACGCUGCCCCUCCUUACCACACUCAUUCAAUCUUCCUUCCUUCUUCCAUUCAUGCAUCCCUCACUCUCUCCCAAGGCUGUGUCGUCGUAGAUGGCCUUCCUACAGGCACCCUUUUCUCCUUCCUCUGGAACGCCCUCAUCAGCGUCACCUUCCAAUUCAUCGGGUUCGUUCUCACAUGGGUCAUGCACACAACCCACGCCGCUCGUUACGGCAGCAGGGCGGGUCUUGGCGUUACUUUAAUCCAAUGGGGCUUUAGCCUCCGCGCGCGGUUAGACGACGUAAAUGGUACACUUCUAGGCUCAGACCCAGCCGAUGCCUGGCCCACAUUCGCAAGCACCCAAGACGCCAACGAGUGGUUGGACGCCAACCUCGACCGCCUCAAUAAUACCACACUCGCUUCUACCGAUGAUAUAUCUUCCUGGUCCAAUGCCGGAGAAGGAGCACAAGUAAACAAUGGGUUCCUCGCAAACACAGCAGCCAAUGAGUGGCUUUCCUUCUUCCUCAUGACAGCCGGCUGGUUCCUCCUUCUCACAAGCGCUUUCGGUUUCUGGCGCGUCAAGCGCUGGGAA
Suillus subaureus is the source of this 783-nucleotide messenger RNA. RefSeq lists its product as uncharacterized. Lineage: Eukaryota; Fungi; Basidiomycota; Agaricomycetes; Boletales; Suillaceae. The transcript has 2 exons. The record is from RefSeq and is a predicted model, not a curated record. Gene Ontology annotation, cellular component: perinuclear region of cytoplasm; Golgi apparatus; endoplasmic reticulum. Gene Ontology annotation, biological process: metal ion transport; vacuolar transport; ubiquitin-dependent protein catabolic process. The annotation marks the transcript as partial.